AUGGAACCGGGAGAAGGCCCUUCCGCCGGGGACGGCACUACCUCCACAGCCCCGGGUGGUGAUGCAAGUGGUACGGGGUCAACGAUCGAAGUGGUUGGCACCGGUGGGUUGAAGGCGGUGGAGUCAACAGCGGUGGCAGCACGAAAGGCUGAGGGUGCUUCAGGUAGCGUCGACUCUUCGGUUACCAGGGAGGCGGAGGGAACGGCGGUGGCUCCAGAACCUAGUGUUGGUGAGGGUAGCGGUGGCACCGGCGGCGCUGGUACCGCUCUGAAGAAAGAACAUGUAACCGGUGGGGUAGAACAGUCUUCACUCCCUGCAGCUACCGAUACCGGCGCAGGCACUGUCGAUCCGGAAGGUCAACCCCCGACGAAGUACGAGACUCCGGGUCCAAAGCAUAUCACGACGGAUGCAGGUGCCACGCUUCCCGCUUCUGUAUCCAAGGAUAUGGAAGAGGAUACCCCUGGUCCGAAGCAGAUAACAACAGCAGCAGGUGUCAUUCUUCCCGCCUCCGCAGCUAAGGAAAUCCAAGACAGGGCCACGGCCGAGCUCCUCGAUCUCCCUGAGAGCAAGGACUACGGUCAUCAGCUCCGCACGAAAACAAGAGCAGGCGUCACCUCCAGAACGGAAGAGGACGAUGGCGGCAACGCAGGCUUGGCGGGGCAGGAAAGGGAGGAGGGGCUUUCGCCGACGCCACCUAGAAGGAAGAGCAACCCCAUCAGCCGAGGCACGCCGCCUCGCAGGGGCAGCAGGGGCGGCAACCUCGCCAUCAUUACCCAAUCUCCGGGAAACGAACCGGACCUUCCUCGGCCGAUGUCGCCAAGGAGCCGGCCUCGAGACCAGCCGCUGGUCAGGGCGAAACACGAGCGUCAAAACGGGGGAAGGGUGGAUGGUGUCGAGGGUGGCGGUGGAAGUGACGGCGAUGAUGAUGACGACGAGAGUAAAGAGAACAGGUCAAAAGCAGCCACGUUUUCAAGCAGGCGGUGGAAGGCGAGCGACGAAUACGUCCUUGACGAGGACAGACUCCCCACGCAAGUACAGAUGUCACAGAACCUGAUGCGAUUAAGCUUGCCCAACAGGGAGACUCCAAGGGGGGGAGUCUUUGCCAAGAUCCCCGGUCUCGAUCAGCACCUCGCGGUGGAGGCUAGAAAGAUGAACGACCCUCCAAGGUUCAGGCCGCCAAAGCUUGUCUCAGGCACGGUGAGGCAGUACGAUCAGGAAGAAGCAAGUGAGGCGGCCUUCAGAAUCGACACAAACUCACGAAGAAUCGAGACCGCACAUGGAAAUUGCACCAGGUACCCGGAGUGCCGAGGCGCGGUGUUUCGACCUUCUUUCGCGGACGACGGGUCUUUCGACGAUCUACCGGCGACGUCGCCCCUCCUCUCUGAGCCCCCUCACAGGCUGCGCCUCGAGCGAGCGCGUGGGUAUCACGGCGGCGGCUUUUACCCCUCCACCGACAACAACGCGUUCUUUCUUGGGGAAAACCAUAUGCCGACCGGUGGCAGAGAUCGUGGAAGUGGAAGCAUGGCCAAAGAUCAGGCAAAGACGCAUUUCGAGGUGGUUUACCCCACGGCAGCCUUGGUCGUCAUGCACAAAUUUCCGAUUCGAGACGGGGAAUACAAGGAGAAGGCAGCGGGGGGAGGAGCACAGGGAAGACGGGAAUUCGACAGUAGCGAGGAUACGGGAGGGGAUAAGGAAGGCGGGGACGUGGAGAUGAUGCAAAGAUUUUUCGACGGACAUACUGACGAUGUAACGGCCGUGGCGGUUCACCCCGGAGGCGUGCUCGUGGCAUCUGGGCAGAUCUGCUGUUUGGACUUUAGCCCCGAUGGGUGGCUGCUCUGCUCGGUGGGUGCAGACUGCAAGAGCACGACCAACAUCUGGGACUGGAGAAAGGGGGUGGCCAUCGCCAAAGUGCAAGCAGGGCCAGGACCAAUCCAUGCGUUUCGCUUCAACCCCUACCAGGCAAGAGGAACGUAG
Messenger RNA from Ectocarpus sp. CCAP 1310/34, 1974 nucleotides. The record is from the annotation of a GenBank genome assembly. NCBI's taxonomy places the organism in Eukaryota, Phaeophyceae, Ectocarpales, Ectocarpaceae.